GCGCCCAGAUUACCAAGUACCACAUCGUGAAGCCCUACAAGGACGGCGUGGACUACGACGACUUUCUGAUCGCGCUGCCCGAGCGAGAUCACUUGGCAAGUUUCACGAAGGAGGUCCCCCUCUUCUUGCGCUACCUGAAGGUGGUGACCGACCAGGAAGGCCGUGGUGAUGCUUUCGCUGCUUUCCUGGAGCGGGCUAAGAGCGGCCUGGUGGUCGAGAGUGACGUUUACAUCACCUCUGACGAGCUGCUGGCCAUCAUGUGGAAGAAUGGCUACUCAGAUGCCGAGCGCAACGCAGUCCAGUUUACUUUCCCCAGCGAUUACAAGUUUCACUACCCGGAGCUGUCUGUCAUGUUCGAUAUCCCCGAGGAGGACACGUAUAAGUUCUGCAUGCGCACCCGUAUGGAGGACAGCCACAUCGGCGAGCUAGAUUUCUCCAAGGUGAAGAGGGAAGGCUUGAUCCGAGAUCACUGGCUGAUCUUCGGCACUGGCAUCUUCAUCUUCAAGACGUUCCCCUUCUUCGGCUACUACUUCGGUGUCAAGGUCUUCGGAACUUCCAUGUGGUGCUGGACCAUGUGGCAUAUCCUGAACCGGUUCAUUGCCAA
Symbiodinium pilosum is the source of this 604-nucleotide messenger RNA. The record is from the annotation of a GenBank genome assembly. Lineage: Eukaryota; Dinophyceae; Suessiales; Symbiodiniaceae.